AUGGUAAAAUCUUUACAAUUUUGGACAACGUUUCUUAUUUCAUCAUUUUUCUUUAUGUUACAAGGUACGUUUUUAAAUUACUGUAUAAAUUGCUAUACCUGCUCUUCAAUAAAUGGAAGUAAUGUUUACUGUGAAGAUCCAAUAAAUACACAUUUAUCAGAAUAUACGGAAAAAUGUAUGGUACCGAAAAAAAAUCACGUUGGUUUAUUUCCAGCUAAUUUUUGCAUUAAAAUAACCGGAGUAAAUAUGGAAACCAACGAAAGAAUGAUUAUUCGUGCUUGCGUUAUGAAAACAAUGGAUUCACAAUGUGGCAUGUUUAAAUAUCAAGAUCAAGCAAUGAAUGGUUGUGUAUUGACUUGCGAUUAUAAUGGUUGUAAUAAAUCACAAAAAAUUAAUUCAUCAUCAACAAGUGCUUUUCUAAUACUAUUUUUUAUUAUUAUUAUUAUUAAAAAUGUUAAUUUUUUUAUUUUCUUAAAUGUUUUAUAA
Pediculus humanus corporis (human body louse) is the source of this 486-nucleotide messenger RNA. RefSeq lists its product as uncharacterized. The transcript is spliced from 3 exons. The record is from RefSeq and is a predicted model, not a curated record. Bases 1 to 486 code for a protein of 161 amino acids. NCBI's taxonomy places the organism in Eukaryota, Metazoa, Arthropoda, Insecta, Psocodea, Pediculidae. Gene Ontology annotation, biological process: regulation of synaptic transmission, cholinergic; positive regulation of voltage-gated potassium channel activity; sleep.